GAAGGUUUAAACUUUUUUUUUUUGGUUAGCGCACUAAAAUAGAUUUUUAAAAUAUGUUCUGUUCGGCCGAAAAGAAAAAUUAAUCGAAACUGAUUCGUUUUCCAUAGGUAGUUAACAUAAAUCACAAUUAUAGUAACCCGAGAAAUACAGACAUACUAGUGCCUCGAAAAGCACGUUCUUAAAUUUAUUAAAUCUGAUAUAUCUAAUAUAUCCUUUAUAAUUGAAAUAUUAUCGUAUUAUAUUAAUCAAAUAUCCUUUAUUAUAACAAUGCCAUUUUCCCUCCUCCAGGGCCAAGUUUAUAUUAUUUGUUUUAUUAUAUUCUUAUGCAGUUAAUGGCAAUGAAAAUUAGUUUUGAAAGUAAUGCUGAUAAUUCAAACGGGAUAUUUUUAAUCUUUUAAUUUUUUUUUAUUUAAUUUUAAUUUUCAAUCAAUUUCUACCUGGGUAUUUUACAAUUCGCCCACUAUAAAAUGUUAUUAUACAAAGUUUUACCGCAUGCGCCAGGGUCUCAUUCUGUGAUCAAACACGUUACUUUUCGACGGUCUCCCGUAUAGAACAAUCCACCGCCGUCUAUUGAUUCUGGUGGCGCCGCGACGCCAUGAAGGAUGAAAUCAAUAUGCCCGUUGGCUGAUUGUGUCGCGCGCGUCUUUUCCGAUGAAAUACGCAACAAUAUCAAUCUGUGAAUUAUAUAUCUUGGUGCACAUCUAAUUAGUACCAUGAAAGUUCAAGAGUUGCCCGAAUCUGGGGUAGCGAAUGUUGCUGAGCAAGAAGUUGCGGGUGCCCAAGACACCAUUUAUCUGUGUAAUUUCCGAGUGAGCGUCGAUGGUGAAUGGCUUUGCCUCAAAGAGCUACAGGACGUGGAAUUCAACAUGCAGGAGUCUGUCAGCAGUAAAGCAAUGUCCCCACCAUCCCCGGACGUUCCGGUUUCUCUAUUUGGUAGGGAUCCAGCGUCGAUUGAAAGAAGCAACUUAGUUAACAUAAGCAAACUCGUUGUGAAAGAGCUGAUAGAGCAGUCUUUGAGAUAUGGACGAAUGUUGGAUUCAGACCAUAUGCCCCUCCAACACUUUUUUAUCGUCCUAGAGCAUGUAUUGCGUCACGGUCUGAGACCAAAAAAGGGCCUAUUGGGUCCAAAAAAAGAACUAUGGGACAUCCUCCAAAUGGUUGAAAAGUACACUCCUGAAGCCCAAGAUAUUACAGCCAGUGUGCGAGACCUACCUACAGUGAAAACGCACAUGGGUCGAGCUCGCGCAUGGCUUAGAUUGGCCCUCAUGCAGAAAAAAUUGGCAGACUAUUUGAAAAUAUUGAUCGAUCACAAAGAGGAGGCUCUUGUUGAAUAUUUUGAGCCCGACGCUUUAAUGUUGAGUGAUGAGGCCAUUGUGAUUAUAGGUCUUUUGGUGGGUUUGAACGUUAUCGAUUGCAAUCUAUGUGUUAAGGAGGAAGAUUUGGAUUGUCCUCAGGGUGUGAUUGAUUUUUCUUUGUAUCUGAGGUCUUCAAAUCAAGUUUCCACCGAUUCCAGUGGGGACGAACAGGGCGACAACAUGACCACAGUUUUAGAUCAGAAAAAUUAUAUAGAAGAACUGAACCGGCAUCUAAACGCUACAGUGGCCAACCUACAAAACAAAGUUGAGGGUUUAACAACGACCAACGCAUUGAUGAAAGAAGAUCUGGCUAUUGCUAAAAAUAACCUGCUUGCUCUCUAUGAAGAGAAUAGACAGCUGAGGCAGGAGUGCGGCAGAGAUCCAGGAGGAUACUCAAUGAGCCUCAGUGGGGUGCACAUAACAAAUUUAAACGAUAAGGAAACCAAAGUUGCUUCUGGCGAAUUAGAAGAGUUGAAGCACCGGCUAGAAGAGGAAAGGAAACUGAGACAAGAAUCCGACCACGAGCUUGAAAUACAAAUGUGUCUGAAGGCAGAAAUGGAAGUCGCCAUGAAAUUAUUGGAGAAGGAUAUUCACGAAAAACAGGACACAAUUGUGUCCUUGAGGCGACAGCUGGAUGAUAUAAAACUGAUCAAUUUGGAGAUGUACAAAAAGCUUCAGGAGUGUGAAAUGGAACUUACGCAAAAAGGAGAGAUGGUGACGAGGCUACAAGCAAAAGCUGGACAGAUCGGCAAGAUCCUUAAUAAUCUUGAAAAGUAUAAUCAUCUGUUGAAAGACGAUAAGAAAUCAUUCGAUAGGCGAAUCGAUAAGCGCUCUUGCCAGUCUAAGGUCGAAAACAAAGAGAAUAUCCCUAAAAACUUAAUGCCCGAUCAUCUUAAAGAGUGUGCCUCUAAAAAAGAGGGUAAUAAGGAACAGGAUGCUAAUGAUGACGCGAAAAUUUCGUUAUCGUCUGAUUCGACAGAUUCGUUUGUUAAACUCGAUUUGGACACGAAAUCUGAUGAUGAAAAAAGUACUCCUUAAAUUUAUAAUCGCAUAAAUAUGAUUUAUUGUUUUAAUAAAUGGUAGAAUAGGUAUUUCCCAAAACUUAAUGUGAAAAGUUUAAGCAUGGUUAUAUUUUUUUUUGGUUAGAAGACACAAUUUACUUUAAUGAAUUUCGACAAUAGGACAUUGAGAAACAAUCGACUUAUUUCAGGAGAGCGAAGCAUCAUUAAAACAUAAAACAGAGUUAAUUACGAAGGUAGAGGCUAAGGCGCAAACUCUGACAGAUACAAUACAGACGUUAGAAGCUAAGUAGGUACACAAUUUUAUGUUUCUAACAAUUUUUGUUUACUGUACCACACACUGGGCCAAACAAUGAUUUUACUUACUAGUACUAAACAAAAAAAAACUCAACUGGACUUAUUUAUAACCUCUAAGUAAAUCUAGUAAACUAUCAUGUAUUGAAUAAUAAUAAAAGUUUUGGUAUGCAGUGUCUAUAUAUAAAACAGUUUCUAUGAACAUUUGAAAUAAGACUAAUUUAAACACCAAUUUUAUAUGUGUUUUGCCCCAGUGUGUACCAUAUCAAAAAUCACAUUUUUUAACCAUGCUAAGCAAGCUAUGGGAAUCAUUGCAAUGACAACAAGAACUUUCGUCUAUAGUAGGCUGUGAAAAACAAGUAGGCAAAUGGCAAACAUCAGUUAGUUCCAGUGAAAGUUCUUGAGGUUGGUGCUUCUUAAAAAGAUCGAAACGCAUUCCAAAUAGCUUUAAAUGUUGAUCUUAUUCAAUUUUAUGUAACCCAAAAUAAUAUCCGAACUUGGAAAUGUUGGCAAACCUUCACUACAGCAGCUGCAUGAUCUAAGCUAGCAACGUAUAAAACUACACUAAACUUAAUAAAACAACGUUUCUAGUCACCAGUAAAUGUUUGUGGAGUAUAUUCUUGUAAACAUUUAGGGUAUAGUAAGUAGAUGUUAUUUUAUAAAAUAUGUCAUUUUCAUUCCAAAACGAAUGUUUACUUAACAAAUAAAAUCUGUAGCUUUUAAA
Cylas formicarius (sweet potato weevil) is the source of this 3392-nucleotide messenger RNA. RefSeq names its product RUN and FYVE domain-containing protein 2. Bases 714 to 2393 code for a protein of 559 amino acids. Gene Ontology annotation, cellular component: cytoplasm. The transcript has 8 exons. The record is from RefSeq and is a predicted model, not a curated record. NCBI's taxonomy places the organism in Eukaryota, Metazoa, Arthropoda, Insecta, Coleoptera, Brentidae. Gene Ontology annotation, molecular function: metal ion binding.